Molecule: messenger RNA, 902 nt
Organism: Arabidopsis arenosa
Lineage: Eukaryota; Viridiplantae; Streptophyta; Magnoliopsida; Brassicales; Brassicaceae
Source: the annotation of a GenBank genome assembly
UUUCUAUUUUAUUAUCAUUCAUCAAGAUUAUUAGGUACUCGUCUCGUUCUUUUGCAUCUAAUUUUGUUCUCUUUUUAGAGCUCGUCAUCUUCUUAGUUUCUAGCGUUCGUCGUAAUAUCACCUCGUCGUAUUAUUAAUGCUUUCUUUUCAUUUGUAUCGUUUAUGACAAAUUCGGGCGAGGAGUUCUUAGAGGGCAUUCCGGUUACAGGUCAUUUGAUGCCGACCGGUCACCAUACUCCUGGGACGAGAGGGGAUCAACCUCUGAUGAGGCAAGACGACGCUGAUUCUGAUUCGAAUUCUUCUGCCAACGAUGAGCCUGGUUUGGAAGGAGCUAUUGAGAUUGCUCGUGUAGAGAUCGCCGAUGGAGACGAUGAAGUCGGGCCUAUCGACGUCAGCAAGACUGUGAUCACGCCUCAGAUUCUUCAGGACAUGGUUGACUUUUGUCGACCUGCUCACGAGCUUGAAUUUGCCAUUCCUGGCCGGCCGAUCGUUCUAAGAAAUGUCCCAAGGUUUACAGCUGCGACGAUCAGGAAUAUGGUUGCUUUGAAGAUGCGUGCCGAGCAGUGUGGAGUAAAACUAACCGCUCACUUCUUUGAGGAGGCGAGUACCUUCUCGAAGGUUUUGGACCUGCCUGACACGUAUUAUGCGAACGCUGUUCCCAAAUUCGUUUAUAAUGGUCCUUCCAAGACUCAUAAGUGGAUGGAUUGAUACUUCUAUGUGAAGGUUAACGAACACGUUUUAGAGAAUCCUUCCAUUAGUUAUAAGACUGAAUGGAACCUUCAUCCUGGUAGUAGUCAGUAGAUUAGCUUCGCGUUCGAAGUCGUUUGAAAUUCUUUUGUUGCUGAUUGUUUUCUUUGUUUUGGUUAUUUUCUUUUGUAAAUCCCGUCGCUAAGAUCCUUCAG